Messenger RNA from Caenorhabditis sp. 36 PRJEB53466, 1208 nucleotides. Lineage: Eukaryota; Metazoa; Nematoda; Chromadorea; Rhabditida; Rhabditidae. The record is from the annotation of a GenBank genome assembly.
AUGAUUGCUGGAUUUCCGGCCAGAAUUCUUUUGCGACGGGUAUCACACAGCUCCAGUGCAUUCUUCUCAAAGGAAUCCACAUCAUCCAAUCCACUGACAGAGAAAAAGGAGCAGGAAUUACAGGUGAGCACAAAUUUUCAGUUCUCAAACCAGAAAUCUUGCAGAAUUACACCGGAAAAUCGACUGUUGGCGAGAAGAAAAGCGUGGGCAUCUUCGGAACGAGCACAGUGCCAAUUAACACCAAUUUUCCGAAUCCAAAAGUGAGAACUCUACAAUUUUCCAGAUUUAUUCAAUUUUUUAAUUUCUUCCAGGGAGUUGUCGGUUACGAUCCAGAUUUUUCGAUAAAAGAGUUGGUGGCCGAGUUGCCGAACACAAGAAAGACGCAGGGAACCCUACUGGCCGCAGAAUUGAAAGACGUCUUCAAAAACGUGUCGAUUGAAAAGACAGAGCUUCUGGAGGAUAUUGGAUUCGUGCGGCACAACGAGGCACGCGUCGAGUACCGAUUCGACACGAAAGAGGUGUGAGAUCUAAUGUUAAUCUGUCAAACUUUCCAUUUUUGCAGAGCUUGGAUUUGUGGAAGACCGGAUGUGACAGCGACUGGAAAGAGGGAUUCUCGACGUGUUCGAUCGUGAAUUCCGAUCAUGGAACUGCGGUUUUCAGCGGAAACAUUUCGACAAAAGUGCUGAAAGACGGAAGAGUCGAACGAGCCGGAUGGGCGUCGAUGAAGCUCGAAGAUCGGAAGGCGUUCAAUCGGAAGAAGUUUCUCUCCAAAUGGAGGAACUUUUCACAUUUACUUCUGAAGGUACUUUAAUUUCAGUAUUUUGGAAUCAAACUUUGAAUUCAAAAUCGUUCAGAUUCGAGGCGACGGCCGGAGCUACAAGAUCAUGCUCCACUCGCCGCUUUCAAUGGAUUUCACGUGGGGCGACUCGUUUUCGCACCCUCUUCACACGCACGGCGGUCCUUACUGGCAGUACGAGAAGAUUCCUUUCUCGAAGUUCUUCCACACCGUCGCCGGACGCAUUCAGGACCGGCAAUACCGGGUGAAUCUCGAGGAUUGCAGUUCGAUCGGAAUUGUGCUCAUGGAUCGUAUGGACGGCGAUUUUCGGCUGGAGAUCGACUACGUCGGCGUGUACAACGACACGACACACGUGGAGGAUUUCGCCUACGAGACGUACACAUUGCCGGUCUUCAACACGCACGGAUUCUAA